AUGGAGAUCCCAUUACGUGAUGAUUCUAUAAUUAUUGGAAGCAACAACGGCUCAGUGAGCAAGUCAUUGGAAGUAUUGCAUCUUAUUGGGGAACCUGACUUUCGCGACGUCAGAUUGCGGUGGGAGUAUGGCAAACAAGACGACGAUGAUCGAUCGAAACCUUUGGCGUUUCAAGUGCAUUAUUGCGAACUGCAGGCGUGGGGGCAGUAUCGUUGCAGAACACAGGUAAUAGAUACAGUUGAAGAGGAAAAGUCCAGUAGAACUACAAGUACGACAGAAUCUACAACAACUAGUCAGCCUGCAGGAUCUAGUGGCAAUCGGCACGGACGCGUAUACAGUACACGGAUUAUUGGCUUACGCAUGGCUACAACAUACUCAUUCGAAGUACGCCCGGUUCGACGAGAUGCUCGUGACCUUGCUGAUCCGAAAUCUAUCGGUUCUAAAAUAAUUAUCGUCCCUACAAAAGGAUUUUCAGCCCGUGCAACCCAAUGCUUACCGCACGCAAGUGAAGUUGAAGUAUCGACGGGUCCUUACUUUGGAGGUCGCAUCGCGGUGGAAGCAGUCGACGGUGGGCCCGAACGUUGUUCUUUACAGGGCAAUCCAAACAGCUCCCAAGACGCCUAUAUUUUACGUAUACACCACGACGAAUGUGGUUCUGAAGUAAAUGAUACCACAGUCGCUACAUAUGUUAUCGUCCAGGAAAAUCUACCUAUACUGACACACAGUACUCGACGCUUUUUAGUACUGUGCACAUACAAGCCAGAAACAUUAACAGUCAGAGCCGGCAUUAACCUACCUAAAUCCAACCCUGGGGACGUGCUUCAACAAAGUAAACCUUCCCGCGGGUCCGUGGAACCGUACGAGAACCAGGAGAUGGACUACAAUGAACUACAGCCAGCCAGACUUGAAGCCCAGAAAGAAGACACACAACAAAACGUGUUCGGUGAGGUCACGCUGGUGAUGUUUCUGGUAGUGGCCGCUUUUGGCGGCAUUGCUCUUUUAAUAUGGAAAAUGGUACCGCAAAUUGAAAAGGACAAUAUAUCAGUAGGCACAGUUUCCUCCCUGGCUCGGAGUGGCAUCUUCAGACGUCGGAAUAGAGAUAAGUUCUCAGACAUAAGUUCAGUUUAUUCUAUUACUUUGUCAGAGAAAGAUGAAAAUGCCAAAAAAACAAAUGAAGGAGAUAAUACAUCUGAAGCGUGA
Arctia plantaginis is the source of this 1200-nucleotide messenger RNA. The record is from the annotation of a GenBank genome assembly. Lineage: Eukaryota; Metazoa; Arthropoda; Insecta; Lepidoptera; Erebidae.